Messenger RNA from Arthroderma uncinatum, 1566 nucleotides. Its product is annotated as ankyrin repeat and SOCS box protein 3. The coding region runs from base 1 to 1566 and encodes 521 amino acids. NCBI's taxonomy places the organism in Eukaryota, Fungi, Ascomycota, Eurotiomycetes, Onygenales, Arthrodermataceae. Gene Ontology annotation, molecular function: protein binding. The record is from RefSeq and is a predicted model, not a curated record. Gene Ontology annotation, cellular component: ciliary inversin compartment. Gene Ontology annotation, biological process: protein localization to ciliary inversin compartment. The transcript has a single exon.
AUGUCCAAUUACCCGGGAAUCGAACGUCUACCGUUUGAGAUCAUCGACUAUGUCCUCUCUUUUAUAUCCGUGGUUGACUACCACAGCGUGAAGCUUGCAGGAAGCCGUUAUCUCACUGGCGUUGUCCGCUCCCGUUCUUCCUGCAUUUCGCGUCAUGAGUAUUUCAAACUCCUGCAGCAGCACGACCAGCACGGACUCGAGUUGCCAGGCGGACAUGCUCGGUCUGCAUUGGGAAUUACCAUCCAACGAGGAAAUCAGUCCUUGGUGCGGCGAUACCUAGCGAGGUAUGAGAAACAAAACGACCGGUCUAUUGAAAAAGAAAAACGAAAAUUCAACUCCGCUCUCCACCUGGCCGCAUUCUUCGGCUCGCUCGACAUCGUCGAGCUCCUUAUAGAGAGGAUACAUGCCAGAUGUCGAAAGGCUGGAUCAACGGUACUUCAUCUCGCAGCUAAGAGAGGCCACGCGGAAGUAGUCCGUCUCCUCAUACAGAAUGGCGCCGACAUCAAUGCCAUCGACUUCAAAGAAAGGACACCCCUUGCCCUGGCACAGGAAGGGGAGCACAAAGACACUGUAACAUUUCUACAAAGCCAGGGAGCAUGUUCAUGCGCAGCCGAUGUCCUGCGCCAAUAUCCCUCGAGGAAAUUUGCUGAUUUAGUGUGGAGUCAUACCGACGAACCUGCGGUGAUCAAUGACCCCGACGGUGAAUCGAGAAUGUCUAAAUCAGACCACAACGAACGCGCGCAAACGGGGCGGUCGCAGGUGAUGCGGGUGUUUGCCCGCUAUUUAUCCACUAAGCACGGCCAAGAGCCAGCUUUAAAUGCAGAACGACAAAGGGCCGUAAUGCAUACUGCUCUGACCGAAGGGGUCGAGGAGGUGGUUUGUGCGCUAUUGGAUGAUGGAUUCGAUGUCGACUCCGACUGUGAUCUUAGCGGCCAUACUCCGCUUCACUUUGCCGUGCUCCGUGGAAAUAAAUCGUUAAUCGAACCACUCGUCCGGCGCGGAGCAAAGCCUUUAUAUGCCACACCCCUUGGAAUUACACCCUUUCUUUCAGCCGCAAGCAAAGGUGACAUGGGGAUUAUUGAGAUAUUUCUACGUUUGGGGGUUCCAAUUAACGCUGCAAAUCGUGAUGGCCUCACGGCUCUCCAUACUACAGGCAUAGGAUCAGACGCUUUCCUUGGCGGCCUAAUUGACAAGCAUGGUGCUAACAUCGAAGCAAAGAAUAACAAAGGCGAAACUCCACUCCAUUUUGCUAUUAACAGGGGCUAUGAAGAGGCUGCCAAGAAUCUACUGAAGAGAGGAGCAAAUGUCAAUGCUCGGGAUAUAAAUCUCUCCACGCCACUUAUGAGAGUACAUGAUAAGAAGUGCGGCUCUUUAACCCGUCUUCUCAUAGAGCAUGGGGCGGAUAUUACUCUCUUCAACUAUGCAGGCCAUAACUCUAUGGAGGCGAGGGAGUCUAUCAUCGGGAUGGAGUGGAUUUUUCAGUACAGCGAUAAUUCACAGCUCACAGCAAGAAAGGCGACGCUCGACCUCAUUCGCCAAACGAGAGUGGAUGACGACGACAGUUAG